Messenger RNA from Epinephelus moara (kelp grouper), 3435 nucleotides. RefSeq names its product homeobox A13a (gene hoxa13a). Gene Ontology annotation, biological process: regulation of transcription by RNA polymerase II. The record is from RefSeq and is a predicted model, not a curated record. The transcript has 2 exons. Lineage: Eukaryota; Metazoa; Chordata; Actinopteri; Perciformes; Serranidae. Bases 52 to 960 code for a protein of 302 amino acids. Gene Ontology annotation, molecular function: RNA polymerase II cis-regulatory region sequence-specific DNA binding; DNA-binding transcription factor activity, RNA polymerase II-specific.
CUCUGUGCUUUUUAAAAAAGAGCCAGAAGCUUCAAUGUUGGAUGCCGUGCUAUGACAACGUCACUGCUCCUCCGUCCUCGCUGGGUCGACCCGUCGGUGAUGUUCCUGUACGACAACAGCGGCGGUUCCGAUGAAGUGACCAAGAACAUGGAGGGUUUUGCUGGUGGCAACUUUGCUGCGAACCAGUGUAGGAAUCUGAUGGCGCACCCCGCGUCCCUGGCACCCAGCACGGCUUACUCGUCCAGCGACGUGCCCUCCUCUGGUAUGGGCGAGCCAGUGAAACAGUGCAGCCCUUGCUCUGCAGCCCAGAAUUCUUCCAGCGCGUCCCUGCCAUAUGGGUACUUCGGUAGCGGCUAUUACCCGUGCAGAAUGUCGCAUCACAGCAGCAUAAAGUCGUGCGGAGCGCAGCCCCCCUCCGCGUAUGGAGAGAAAUACAUGGACACGUCUGCCUCGGGCGACGACUUCACCUCUCGGGCAAAGGAGUUCGCUUUUUACCCGACCUACCCUUCAGGCCCUUACCAACCUGUUCCCAGUUACCUGGACGUUCCUGUGGUGCCAACUAUCAGCGCGCCGUCAGAAGCCAGGCACGAGUCCCUGCUGCCUAUGGAGAGCUACCAACCGUGGACACUCGCCGCCAACGGCUGGAACGGCCAGGUUUACUGCGCCAAGGAGCAGCCUCAGCCUGGACACAUGUGGAAGUCCUCCAUACCAGACGCGGUGUCCCACGCAGGAGGAGAGUCUGGCUCUUAUCGACGUGGAAGAAAGAAGCGCGUGCCAUACACCAAGGUGCAACUGAAGGAACUCGAGCGCGAGUACGCCGCCAAUAAAUUUAUCACGAAGGACAAAAGGAGGAGGAUAUCUGCCCAGACCAACCUGUCCGAGAGGCAGGUCACGAUAUGGUUUCAAAACAGACGCGUAAAGGAGAAGAAAGUUGUCAACAAAUUGAAAACCAUCAGCUAGUUUUUGAUUACGGACAAUAUCUGUGGAAGAUAAACAAGGCCCACACACACACACACACACACACACACGCACACACACACACACACACACACACGGACUCAUGGAUUGGAACAACAGAACUCCUUUCUGACUGAAUAUGAUUUAUUUGUAUGUUGCCAAAUGGAGCUUCCGGAACAAAAUUUUUGAGGCCUUGAAUGUUGGACCUUCCAUUUCCUGCCACUUGUUGAUAAAUAUUGUUUAAGGAGUCAAGUGGGGGGAAAAGAGAAAAUAUGUAGCUGCAGUAUUUGUGACUUUUUAAACAUUUUUUGGCAUGCUCACUCUCAGCACAGGAAAACUGACCCCAGUUCAGAAAGGUGUGCGCCACCGAGCUACGCCUUUAUCUGCAACUUUAACGAGAGUGAUAAAAAAAAAAAAGCGAAGAUUCACAGGAAGUGACGGUGUGACGGAUUUGGACCUUGGGAAUGUUAAAUAUUAAUCUCUCCUGACUAUCUUUUUUUUUUUUUUUUUUUAAAAGAAAAAAACCCUACUCACAUGCUUAGCUUGUAUGAAGUUUAGUCUUAUCAUAUGAACCCGUGCUCUCUCAUUCAUAUCCAAUCCAUGGUGCAAUUCUUGUUAUAAUGCUUAGAUAAUCGUUCGGGAUAUGUGUUCAUAUCAAUCAUAGCUUUUUAUAAUGUGUGCGUAUUCAUGUGGUUGUAUAUAAAGUAAAUUCCGGCAUGAUAUCCAGGUUAUUUGUGUGUGAGUCCCAGUAUGUCGGUGUUAAAGUCCGUCCCAAUAAAAUAUGGACUUGGUUGAAUUUUACCCAAGUUAUGUUGAACAUGGAUCCUUUUCAUGGCAUCAGACUGUGCUGAUAGCCCAGGUUACAGUUUGACACGCAACUGAUCCUCCAUUACUUCUACACUUUUAAAUACCCUUUAAGGCCUCAUGUGAAAAAUCUAGUUUCACUAGUGGAGGCGACUUUUCUGCGUUUGUAGCAGCUCUCUUUAUCACGUAAUAUUUUAUUCAACUUUCUAUUUUGAAAGUCUAAUAUUUGCAAUGUGCAGCAGAGUUGUGUUUGGCUCUGGGAGAAGGGGAAAUCAGUCAAACUAGGCUGGUAUGUGUUGAAAUAUAGGCUGACAUCGCCAUCUAGCGGCGACUUUGUGAUAUGCUCAGUGGACUGUCAAUGGUCAAAAAAUAUCCAUACAGAGUUUAAAUAUAAUAAUGAUAAUUAAUAAUAAUUAAAAAUGAAUACUAUCAAUAAUGGUAAUAAUAAUAAUAAUUAUAAUUUUCAGUUUUAUUCUGUAAUAAUUACCUGAAUGUUUUGUCAGCCGUAAUAAACACAGGCGCAGGUGGAAGGUGCAUAAAAAACAACUUUAUUUUGAUAAAUAAUAUAAAUAAAACACAAAUCAAAAUAUACCCAUUUACUCACCCUCACUGUGACUGCACAGUGAAAACAAUCGCUUGAAUAUAUAAAUGUUUGCAAGGACGUUUAAUAUUGAAGGACAGUUUGAGGUCGAUUUGUUGAAUUUAUAUUUAUAUUUCUCUGACUUUUUGUUUUAUUCAUAAACAAAUGUUAAAGGUAAAAUUCAUCUAGUUCUGGAUUAGUUUUUAAAUACGAAUCACUAUUUUCAUAAAUUGCUUUAUUUUUGUUUUUACAUUGCAUUAUUAGUUUGCGUUUACAGAGACGCAGCUAUUUUACGUUGACGUCGAAAGUUGUAUGUGUUUCUAUAUUCUGAUCAGAUAAAUAUUUGUCAGCUUGAAUCUCUAAAUGUUGGCGACAUUUACGCGACUGGUUGCAAACACUUCGCAGGCGGCCUGGUGUCAAUUUAUCUUGUUCAAAUACACAUGAAUUAUUAAGGAUUCACCCGCGUUCUUUCUUUGUCUUUUUUUACGCUUUUGGAAUUUAAGUGUGCAAAAAUAUAUAUACUUGUCAACAAAUUUUAGGAUGCAGUAGAAAUAUUUUUAUUUCUUUGAAAAUAGUUUGUACCAUUUUUCUAAGCUUUCCGUGAUUAUCUAAUCAAUCCGGAAUAAGAAGCAAAAUAUAAUCAGCCGAAAAAUUCCACUCGGUCAAUGUGAUGAAACUAUAUAUAUAUUUUUGCAUUUAAUUUAUUAAUUUUACUGAGUGAUUGGUGGAUUUUUUUUUUCAUUAAAAAUAUAUACUUAAAAAUAUAUAUGGACAUAUUCUUGCUGUAUCAAAAUGAGGUAAAAUGCUUUUAGUAUAAAAUAAUUCUAACCCUCGCUGGUAGUUUUGUGGUGUGCGAAAAUAAAAGAAUAAAAAUCAGUGCACUAGAAGCUUUGCCCCGGCCCCAUUCACUCGCAACGGCAACCGUUCACUGUCGACAGCACCUUCAGUGGCGUCUGUGAAUAUUUCCUACUGUUUCUGAAAGAUUUUCCUUUUUGAGUGACUCAGUGCAGUUGUAACGCAGCUGCAGCCAAAAAACGCAACUUCCCACCAUGCUUGUUUUGGCUGCAUUAAUGAACAUGAUUCAGUCUUACUGG